AAUUAGACAAAUAUGUCUAAGAAUAAAUUGAAUCUGACACUGCCACCGGUCGAUGCCUCCGAUGCAUCGCAGGCCUCAUCACCAUUCAAAACUCCAUCUGGAACAGAUUAAAUUAAAGAAAACAUAGUUUGCUGGGCAAGCCGAAGACGAGUAUCGAGGCUCUGACGGAAACUCUGGAGGAAUUGGAAAUGGACGAUACGGAACGGAAACGCAUCAAGGUCUUCCUCAGCCAAAAGGAAAAGAUCGGUGAGCUGUCGGACGACGACUUGGAGAAGCUGGGAGAACUGGGUUCCGGCAAUGGUGGUGUAGUCAUGAAAGUCCGUCACAUACCCACACAACUGAUAAUGGCCCGCAAAUUAAUACAUCUGGAGGUGAAGCCGGCAAUUAAGAAACAAAUCAUACGCGAAUUGAAAGUGUUGCAUGAAUGCAACUUCCCACACAUUGUUGGCUUCUAUGGAGCAUUCUACAGUGAUGGCGAAAUCAGUAUUUGUAUGGAGUAUAUGGAUGGUGGCUCGUUGGAUUUAAUCCUUAAAAGGGCUGGACGGAUACCCGAAUCAAUUUUGGGUAAAAUCACAUUGGCUGUGCUGAAAGGACUUAUUUAUCUACGCGAAAAGCAUGCCAUCAUGCACAGAGAUGUAAAGCCAAGUAAUAUUUUAGUCAAUAGCAGUGGUGAAAUAAAAAUCUGUGAUUUUGGCGUCUCUGGUCAAUUGAUAGACUCCAUGGCUAAUUCAUUUGUGGGCACAAGGAGUUAUAUGUCGCCUGAACGCUUACAAGGUACCCAUUAUUCGGUACAGUCGGAUAUCUGGUCAUUAGGUUUGUCAUUGGUUGAAAUGGCGAUAGGCAUGUAUCCCAUACCACCGCCAGAUGCCAAAACUAUUGAGGCUAUAUUCUCCUCCAAAAACGAGGAUGGCACACAGACUGUGGUAGAGCCCAAAGUCAUGGCGAUAUUUGAAUUACUGGAUUACAUUGUCAAUGAACCCCCACCCAAAUUGGAGCACAAAGAUUUUAGUGAUGAAUUUAAAGAAUUUGUAGAUAUUUGUCUUAAGAAAAAUCCCGAAGAAAGAGCAGAUCUGAAGACCCUACAGCAUCAUCCCUGGAUACGUAAAGCCGAAGUGGAAGAAGUGGAUAUUGCCGGUUGGGUAUGCAAGACCAUGGAUCUGCCACCCUCGACACCGAAACGCAACACUUCACCAAAUCAAUAAAUAUUUAUUUAACCACGCCCCUUCUCCUACUGAUAGUAAUCAAAACAUUUACUACUAGACUUCUUGUCUGAACAACCGAACACCAGCCAUUAACAAACAAAAAAAAUAUGAAACUUAUUUAAAUG
Molecule: messenger RNA, 1327 nt
Organism: Musca vetustissima
Lineage: Eukaryota; Metazoa; Arthropoda; Insecta; Diptera; Muscidae
Gene: Dsor1
Product: dual specificity mitogen-activated protein kinase kinase dSOR1
Exons: 4
Coding region: 189-1202 (337 amino acids)
Biological process (GO): protein phosphorylation
Molecular function (GO): protein kinase activity; ATP binding
Source: RefSeq, a predicted model, not a curated record